Molecule: messenger RNA, 1044 nt
Organism: Aaosphaeria arxii CBS 175.79
Lineage: Eukaryota; Fungi; Ascomycota; Dothideomycetes; Pleosporales
Product: B3/B4 tRNA-binding domain-containing protein
Exons: 1
Coding region: 106-825 (239 amino acids)
Molecular function (GO): RNA binding; phenylalanine-tRNA ligase activity
Source: RefSeq, a predicted model, not a curated record
CCAACAUUUAUUUCAUCCAAAAUCCCCAAUUUAUUGAACAUCUCACAACUGCAAUUGAGCAUCACCAACGCAUUGACCACCUAUCGUCGUCCCAAUCCAGUCACAAUGUCAACUCUCCAAAAUGUAUCCCAUCACCUCGACAACGCGCGCAUCGCGCCCGAGAUAUUCAAGCUUCGACCUGACUACCGCGCGCUCCUCAUCGUAGUAACCGGAAUCCCACCAAGCGCCAGCGACUCGGUCAGCGAGUCCAUUCUCUCGGGCGCUGAAUCAUCCGCCAAGGCUGCAUUGUCGCAGACACCCGUCACAUCUAUUCCCCACGUCGCCGCCUGGCAAGAAGCCUACAAAGCUUUCGGAGCGAAGCCGAAGAAGACCAAAAACAGUCUUGAGGCUCUGCUCCGCCGCGUGGAUGCUGGCCUUCCGCGCGUGAAUAGAUUGACCGACAUAUACAACGCCAUCUCCAUCAAGCACCAGGUCCCCGUUGGCGGCGAGGAUCUCGAUAAAUACCAAGGGGCGCCCUUUUUGAUCUGCGCAAAGGGCGACGAGACCUUCGAUACGACGGCUAGUGGAGAGGCUGUCGUCGAGAAUCCUAGUCCUGGUGAGGCGGUUUGGUGUGACAAUGGUGGUGUCACGUGCAGACGCUGGAACUGGCGGCAAUGCUCGAGGACGGCGUUGACGGACAAUACGAAGAAUGUGUUGUUCAUCAUCGAUGCUCUGGGUCCAUUGAAUGACGAGGCUUUGAAUGCGGCUGCUGAUGAGCUGUGUGGCGAACUCAGCAAGUUGUCGGACCAGGUACAAGUGUCUCGACGACUGCUUGCUGCACCAUAGAUGCCGUUUCUUGUUGUUCAAUGUUCAAAUAUUCGUUCGCAAUUGGAGUGUAACGAUUGUUGUAUUAUUUUUGGUGGCGUCCUUAGACUUAUUUGUUCAGAUAGUUCGAGAUAGAGCUAGGGAUGACCAGGUGUCAUUGCACCCAGCCUGCUUGAUCGCUUUAUCACGACAUACCCAUGUAGACUAGGAAUUGAAUCAAGACACUCACAUACUUCAACA